Molecule: messenger RNA, 1194 nt
Organism: Colletotrichum lupini
Lineage: Eukaryota; Fungi; Ascomycota; Sordariomycetes; Glomerellales; Glomerellaceae
Product: fungal cellulose binding domain-containing protein
Exons: 5
Coding region: 1-1194 (397 amino acids)
Biological process (GO): carbohydrate metabolic process
Cellular component (GO): extracellular region
Molecular function (GO): hydrolase activity, acting on ester bonds; cellulose binding
Source: RefSeq, a predicted model, not a curated record
AUGGCUCGCAUCACGGCAUCCGUCCUCGUCGCCGCCGGCUUGGCCCUCACCGCCAACGCGCAAGCUCCCGUCUGGGGACAGUGUGGCGGCACAGGAUGGACAGGCUCGACUAGCUGCGCUUCGGGAGCAUAUUGCUCCUCCCAGAAUGCUUGGUAUUACCAAUGUGUUCCCGGGACGGCGCCGGCCGUUUCCUCUACCAAAGCCACCAGCGUCCCGGCCUCGACCACCCGCGCCGUGACAACCACCACCUCCGUCCGCACCACCUCUUCCUCCCGCGCCCCGGCGUCAACGGCCACCUCCGUCCCGUCUCCAUCCGGGCCAAAGUACUUCAUCACCUUCGGAGACUCCUACUCCCAGACUGGCUUCAACAUCAACUCCACAAAACCCAACCCCCAAAACCCCCUCGGCAACCCAGACCUGCCCGGCUGGACCGCCUCAGGCGGCCUCGACUGGGUCGGCUUCAUGGUCACCCAGUUCAACGCUUCCCUGACCUACUCCUACAACCUAGCCUACGGCGGCGCCACCACGGACGCGAGCCUCAUCGCGCCCUACGCCACCACGGUGCUCAGCUUCAUCGACCAGGUGGCUGAGUUCUCGCGCAGUCUGGCGUCCAAGCCGAGCUGGGCGCCUUGGACGGCGGAUAAUACCUUGGUGGGCGUGUGGAUGGGCGUCAACGAUGUGGGAAACGCGUUUUGGCUUUCGAAUCGGGAGACAUUGUUGGUUCAGGUUUUGGGAAGGUAUUUUGAUCAGUUGCAGAUCUUGUAUGAUGCUGGGGUUAGAAAGUUUGUGUUGCUUGGUGUUCCGCCACCACUCGCAGAGACCACAUAUCAAACUAACAACCUCAUCUGCACAGCAACCCAAAAGACUCCCCUUAUGCUCGCCAACGGCGCCGACUCCAACGCCCAGCUCGCCGCUGCCAUCAAGCAGUACAACGACCUUAUCACCAGCAACCUCGCCGCCUUCAAGGCCAAGAACUCGGGCAUCACAUCCUGGGUCGUCGAUACCACUCCCGCGUUCGACAAGGCCAUUAACAACCCGACCGCCUACGGCGCUCCUGACGCCACGUGCUACAAUGCUGAUGGCGUUAGUUGCCUGUGGUUCAACGACUACCACCCUGGCGUGCAGAUCCAGAAGCUUGUGGCGCAGGCUGUUGCGGCGGCUGUAGGUUCGCCGUGGUUUACUUACGCAGCAUGA